AUGAAUCUGAGAUAUUUCUUAAAAUCGAUAGUUCACGCACACGAAAAGUCUUGGGAUUUUGACACUCAUUUGCAUCUGAACAAUCGAAAUCAAGAAGAUAUUACUUUGAACCGAAUCAGACUCUUGAAAACUCGGAGUGAAUCUUCCGUGUCCCACAGCAAUCGAGCAAAUAUGGAGAGAUCAUCAUUAUCAUCAUCUGAUCAGGUUAAAGAGGUUGAUUGGAUCAGCAAACUCCCUGACGAUGUAUUGCUCAUGAUAUUGUCGAGACUUUCCACACAAGAAGCGAUAAGGACGAGUCUUGUGUCCAAAAGAUGGGAAGACGUGUGGAAGCACAUAUCUCAUCUAGUCUUGGACAUGUCAAGGAUUAUCAAUUGCAAAGAGCCGCUUGAUGGUUCCAAUCGAGUUGCUACAUUGAUGACUAAGGUUAUAAACAAUCACCGUGGACAUCUAGAGAGCUGCGAAAUCCACCAUUACUCAUACCAAAGUGUAAAUGGAAUGCUCAAUACUUGGAUUCAAGCACUGACCAGCGUGAAACACACCAAAGUUCUCACACUUGAACACCACUUUACACACCCUUCUUGUCGAUUGGAUAUGGAUGGAAGGAAAGUCAGCGGAUAUCUUGACGACAUUUCCCCAAACGUCUUCUCCCAUCCAAGCCUUAAGUCACUCUCACUACAUUCAUACAUUCUCAAAAGCUCAUAUCCCUUGAGCUACUGCCCGAAUCUCAAAACCCUCAAACUCUUAUGUAUUGUGGCCUCCGAUGUUGGAGUCUUUAACAGAGUACUCGCAUCUUGCCCUUCUCUCGAGGUGCUCGUAUUAAAUAUUAGUUGCUCAAAGAAAAUUGGGGGUCCUUUAAAGAUUGAGAACAGCAAAUUAAAGCUCCUGGAAGUGAUGUGUUCCAUAAAAAUUGAUGGCAUUAGAGUGUCAGUAGCUAGUCUAGAUAUCCUCGCCAUCUAUAGGAACUCUCUCAGGAGAGAUGAAUUUUCCCUCACGGCCCCCAAACUCCAGUUUAACAGAAACUUUUGGGUUGCAGGGAGAUUCUUCCGUCACAUCAGCUACAACAUAUCAGAGGAGAAAAUUGUGCAUGAAGAAUUUGUCAACUUGUUUGGAGAGUUGGCAUGGACUGCAUCCUUGUCGGUGAGUGUUGAUUUAAUGAAUCUGACACAAGUUGAGAGGUUACGACAAGUCUUGCGUUUAUGGAAUACUCAUCAAAUGUUAGAGCUCGAGAUCUUAUUUAAGAAUAACGAUGCUCCUAGGAAAGAAGGUGAGUCUUGUUCGCAGAAGAAGUUGUGGGAGGAGAAUAAUAACAACGAUCCGUUCCCCAAUGCUGAAUUCCGCGUGAGCACUGUGUGGAUGCAUAACUUCAGCGGCUCAGAAGAGGAGUUUGCCUUUGCGUCAUGUUUGAUUAGGCAAGGUACUGUGCUAAACAAUAUGAUGAUCAAGUCAACCUCAUUUCCCGCCACGAAGAAGUUAAAGAUAGAAGCGGCAGUGGCCAAGCUACAGGCACUUCAAACAACAGAAGAUCAAUGGGACCUUGUCAUCACAUGUUUCUAG
Messenger RNA from Eutrema salsugineum, 1554 nucleotides. Its product is annotated as F-box protein At1g80960. The transcript has 6 exons. The record is from RefSeq and is a predicted model, not a curated record. NCBI's taxonomy places the organism in Eukaryota, Viridiplantae, Streptophyta, Magnoliopsida, Brassicales, Brassicaceae. Gene Ontology annotation, molecular function: protein binding. The coding region runs from base 1 to 1554 and encodes 517 amino acids.